Molecule: messenger RNA, 3702 nt
Organism: Carcharodon carcharias (great white shark)
Lineage: Eukaryota; Metazoa; Chordata; Chondrichthyes; Lamniformes; Lamnidae
Gene: cnot2
Product: CCR4-NOT transcription complex, subunit 2
Exons: 15
Coding region: 1128-2648 (506 amino acids)
Biological process (GO): nuclear-transcribed mRNA poly(A) tail shortening; regulation of stem cell population maintenance; regulation of DNA-templated transcription
Cellular component (GO): P-body; CCR4-NOT core complex
Source: RefSeq, a predicted model, not a curated record
UCCACAGAUCUAAGCAUCAGCCUGAGAGUGAAGAAGAGUAAGUCUGUCCACUGCACUGGAAGUCUGUAGAACAAUGGUCCUGCCCACUUUUCUCUAUGGAUGCAAGACUAUGACUGUGUGCCAGCAUCAUGCCAAGUAGCUCAACUACUUUGACCUGACCUCCCUUCGGAAGCUUCUGCCGAUCAGAUGACAGGACAAAAUAUCAGAUACUAACGUGCUUACCCGAGUUAGCAUGUCAACUAUCCACACCAUAUUGAGACAGUCACAAAUGAGUUGGGCAGUUCAGAAUGCCUGACUUUUACUUACCAAAAAGCGAAUCUUCAAUGGAGAGCUUGAGUAUGAGGUGCACUGUCAUGGUGGUCAAAAGAAGUGCUACAAAUACACUCUGAAGCUUCACUGAGGAGUUUGAUAUCGACUUCAAAUUCUGAGGGAGGAGCUUGCCCAGGAUCGCUGCACCCGACAGCCGUAUUAAAAAAAAAUGAUGCAGCCUCCUUUGAAAGCAAGCACAUAUCAGAGGCACAGAGAAAAUGCAAGGAGAGGAAAUCCCACAUCAGCAGCUCAUCCAAAACUCUAAAUUGUCUGUGGUAUCCUGCCCCGUUUGCAGUAGAACCUUCUGGACACAGAUCAACCUUAGCAGCCACCUACGUACUCACCAGAACCCUACCAAACAUCCUAGUGUGCGCGCACACGCACACGCACACGCAAAUGUACGUUGUAAUCAGCCCUCUUCAUCCACCGCCCAAACCUCUCCACCCCGCCAGACACAGUAUCUAGUUGCCACUGCAAAUCGCUAGCCCAGGGUUAGUAGCCUGUAUCUCAGACACAGAAGCUGAAACACAGCAAAGUUUGAAGCCGCCUUUCACCUUCCUGACUCGCUCAGCACUCACUUCCAGAAGUGUUUAAUGACAUUAAAGAGUGCUUUGGGCUCACCGUCUGACCCUUGCUGUUUGGUGGCAUCGAUCCAGUGGUCCCCAGGGCUGACCCGCCACAGACUCUGGACUGGGUACUCUCCUCUUCACAGUCACCAUUGCUGUCUCGGAGGUGGGGCUGCUUGCGAUCCCAAAAAAUACCUCUGCAACCCCCAUUGGUAGUCGUGCUCCAUAGUUUGGGAACCACCGAGCUAAUAGAUGCUGGCGUCUCCAUCACCAUCGACAUCAGGGCAGCUAUCUCAGUUUGGUGCAAGUUUAUAUGGGCAAAGUGCAUUAGGCCUUCCGAUGAGGGGAAUGGGCAACAAUAACCCUCAGUUAAAUCGCAGCUUAUCACAAGGUACUCAGUUACCUAAUCAUGUAACGCCAACAACAGGAGUGCCCACAAUGUCACUUCAUACUCCAUCUUCACCAAGCAGGAGCAUUUUGCCUAUGAAUCCCAGGAAUAUGAUGAAUCAUUCCCAGGUUGGGCAAGGGAUUGGGAUUCCAGGGAGGACAAAUAGCAUGAGCAGCUCUGGUUUAGGCAGUCCAAACAGAAGCUCACCUAGCAUUAUAUGUAUGCCAAAGCAGCAGCCAUCCCGGCAGCCUUUUACAGUGAGCAGUAUGUCUGGAUUUGGGAUGAACAGGAAUCAGGCUUUUGGGAUUAAUAAUUCACUUUCAAGUAACAUUUUCAAUGGCACAGAUGGAAGUGAAAAUGUUACAGGGUUAGACCUCUCAGAAUUUCCAGUACUAGCAGAUAGAACCAGAAGGGAAGGAAGUGGCAAUCCUACUCCACUAAUAAAUCCGUUGGCGGGAAGGACUCCUUAUGACACUGGGUUCCUUUCGAAAAUGGGCAUGCUGGGAACUGUCCGUGUGUCCCGUCUUCAGAAAUCAGUUGGGAUGGUGACAAAGCCAGCAAAUGAACAGUCCCAGGACUUCUCAAUCCAUAAUGAAGAUUUCCCUGCACUUCCUGGCUCCAACUAUAAGGAUCCAACUUCAAGUAAUGAUGACAGCAAAUCUAACCUGAAUACACCAGGAAAAAAUGUAUCCAGUACAGACGGGCCCAAAUUUCCUGGCGAUAAAAGCUCAACGACGCAAAACAACAACCUGCAGAAAAAAGGGAUCCAAGUGUUAUCUGAUGGACGAGUCACUAAUAUUCCUACAGGAAUGGUUACAGAUCAGUUUGGAAUGAUUGGACUUUUAACGUUCAUUCGAGCGGCAGAGACUGAUCCCGGCAUGGUACAUCUCGCAUUAGGCAGUGACUUAACAACACUAGGCCUCAACCUAAACUCUCCAGAAAACCUCUAUCCCAAAUUUGCAUCUCCUUGGGCAUCAGCACCCUGCCGACCUCAAGAUAUUGAUUUUCACGUUCCAUCGGAGUAUCUAACAAACAUACACAUUAGGGACAAGCUUGCUGCAAUAAAACUUGCCCGCUACGGAGAGGACCUCCUUUUCUAUCUAUACUACAUGAAUGGAGGAGAUGUCUUACAGUUACUUGCAGCAGUAGAGCUAUUUAACCGAGACUGGAGGUACCACAAAGAAGAGCGAGUCUGGAUCACCAGGGCCCCAGGAAUGGAGCCAACAGUAAAGACCAACACCUAUGAAAGGGGGACAUACUAUUUCUUUGACUGUCUUAACUGGAGAAAGGUUGCUAAAGAGUUCCACCUGGAGUAUGAUAAACUAGAGGAAAGACCUCAUCUGCCGUCAUCUUUGAACUACAACCCUGCUCAGCAAGCCUUCUAAAGACUUAACUGUUCAUGGGGUAUGGCUGUCUCAGCACAAUACUCAAACUGCGGAAACCGAAGUGGCUCAGGCAUCCUGGUUUUUAUUCUUUGAGGAUCUGGCAAUUGGCUCAUGUGGAUGGAUCGACAUUUUGAAGUCCUGCCUUAGUAAUUAUGUGCUGCCCAACACAACUGAAUUUGUAUUGUUUUUUUUUCUGUUUUUUUUUUAUUAUUUUGAGCAGGGUAUGUUUAAAAACGACACACAAAAUAAUUUUUCAGCCUACAGGCAGACUUUGUUCUGCUAAAAGACAAGUGGACCGACAACAUUUUCAUUGCUAAAUUUCCAAAGUGUAAAAAUUUAAAAAGUUUGCAUCGUUCAUUGUAGCAUUACUGGUAAUAAUAAAAAAAAAUGUUUAGUGCAUUUUUAUGUGAAGAUCCUCCUUGUAUUUCAUUUGGAAAGAUAAGCAGCCUGCAUUUGAUUUGUCCAUUUUACUACCCCUAAUGUUUUUGAAUGGCAUUUCCGCCAAGUUAAAUGCAAGAACAUUUGACUGUUUAAGUGAACAUUAUUGCCACGACCUCUGGACGUUUUCCACGGUUGUGUUCACUGGGCUUCAUCUUUCCAGAAUGAGCAAAACACUGUCCAGUCUUUGUUACAAUUUUGUAAUAAAAGUGUACAUUUUUUUAAUUUUUGGACAUCACAUGAAUAAAGAUAUGUAUGUACGAAUGUGUAUAUAUUAUAUAUAUGACAUCUAUUUUGGAAAAUAUUUGCCCUGCUGUACCUCAUUUUUCGGAGGUGUGCAUGGAUGCAAUACAUGAAAACAGGACAUUUCGGGAACUGCUGAGCAGGGGACCGCUGUGUCGCCCUGUGCACUUAAGGGCCAGAUUUUCAGCAGCCAAGGACAUCCAUACCCAAUUGAACAUGAUGGGACUUCAGGAAGUGAACUGAGACAAUUCACAAUGGCUGGUUGAACAGCAGCAUUUCAUAGGAAAAAAAGAAUUAAAAAAAAAUCAAUCUUGUAUUUUCUGACCACAUUAAAGCUUCUUCUCUUUGUAAUAAAGUAGAAAAGCUGUCCUAA